AUGGGAGACCUUGAACCAGAUCUUCCAUUUCCGAUCCCGAUCAUUAUCUCAGACGAGGGCGUUUAUCCUCCAUCUGACGAUGGCUGGGCUCGCCUGGUGGAACGCCUGCCAUGGCAAAUUGCAAGAGCCGAGGGUUCAAUCGCGAGCAACCUCCUUCGGUAUCUCAACCCUUUGCCUGUUCUCCGAGAGCUAGUCUGGAGAAACUACCAGGAUACCGAUCCCAGACGCAUGUACGAUGGUUUUGGCCGCUCCAUCCGGAGUAUUGAGGCUGCCCGGAUGCAGAUAUCGGGGGUUCUGGCAGAUAAUCCAUGUGGCAGUUGUGCACGGGGAAAUGGGAUGUUUAGUCGAUGUGUGGUGAUUGUUGGAUGCAACGGAUUGAAACAUUGCGCGAACUGUCAUCUCAGUGGGCACUCGCGUCACUGCGUUUUCCCAAAGCUAGGAGUCGACCCUGGGGGAAGAUCUAGCUCGAACUCACCCCCGUCGGCGAAUCGAGCAGGCCCCAGCCCGCCUCUGAAUACUUCUCAUCCUAUGACACCUUCACCAAGGAAUCGGGUCGCUUUACAUCCCCUGCCAGCUAGGCCUAGCCUUAGCCCACUACUACAAGGGUCUCGGGGAAGCAGCAAUUCUUCUUCGAAUUCGUCUAGCCCUGGCCCUAGCCCACUCGUACCAUCGCCUCGGCCAAGCGUCAAUUUCUCGUGGAACUCUUCUAGGUCUACCCCUAGCCCACUCGUGCCAGUGCCUCGCGCUAGUGUCAACUCCUCGCGGAGCUCUUCUACGUCUAGCUCUUGCCCACUCGUACCAGUCCCUCGGGCAAGCGUCAAUUCCUCGUCGAAUUCUUCUAGCCAUUACCCUCGAGCUGGUUCCUCAGUAUCGGGCAGAUAUCGUCCCCGAUGCGCACCUACUGAUCGUGGUUCCAAACACGGUAGUCCUGACGAGGCCCAUGUCAGCGACUCUGCUGGUAUUCAAGAUAAUAUGCGAGGGCAGGGCUCUCUACCUCCUCGCCCUCCUUCCUCGACAACAGCGGCUAACACUACGGCGCAAAGGAUGAGCCCAUCCCUCCCUCCCCGACCUGUCCAGCAUGGCUCGCCUCUGGGCAAUGAGGAAAAUUUGAGCGAUAAUCGAAGCAAUGAUGAUGUUCCUCGACCUCCACCUCACGGCCUUCAAUCGAACCAAAAUGUCGAAAGGCACCGACCUCCAUUUCCAUACUCUCAUCUCACUCCCCUUUCGGAAAUGCAGCGGCGCGUAACUCAGGUUGAAACCCGACUUCAUGGAAUGGGCUCAGCACAUAUCAAUCUGCACGAAGGAGUGGACAUUCCACUGCUGAAUGAAAGGAUGGCAUUGAACCAGGAACUUGCCCUCCUUAGGACCCUUUUGCGUCAGCGGUCGCAAGGUCAACAGCGCAGUUGA
This is a messenger RNA of Penicillium cosmopolitanum, 1407 nucleotides long. Its product is annotated as DUF3716 domain-containing protein. Lineage: Eukaryota; Fungi; Ascomycota; Eurotiomycetes; Eurotiales; Aspergillaceae. The record is from RefSeq and is a predicted model, not a curated record. The coding region runs from base 1 to 1407 and encodes 468 amino acids. The transcript is spliced from 2 exons.